Messenger RNA from Symbiodinium natans, 2346 nucleotides. The record is from the annotation of a GenBank genome assembly. NCBI's taxonomy places the organism in Eukaryota, Dinophyceae, Suessiales, Symbiodiniaceae.
AUGCCGGCUCCCUUUGAUGACCCGCAGAGCUGCGGGGUGAGCAAAGGCGAACGGCUGCUCAUCGCGGCCGCUGCGCCGCAGAUUCUGCACGACCUGCCUGCUGCUCUGCGUGUGCAGGACACGGUGCACUUUGAUACACGUGAGUACAACCUGCGUGAGCAGAUCACCGCCUUGCUGGCAAGCACAGACGUCGGACGCUUCCCGAAUGAGAGCGAGGCCCUGGAAGAUUUCGAGGCCGUCUCGACCAUCUUCCGCUCCUUUCCGGCACGGCAGCGGCUCUGUGAGAUCGUCACGCAGGCAUCCGACUUUCUGGCGGUGUAUGAAAGGCUCGUCCUGGAGGUGCUUGUCCCAUGGCUCCGAAACCGCCUCGAGGGACAGGUCGAGCAUGUGGGUCCGACCAACUUUUCUUACCAGUAUCCGCCCACUCUGCGCAUUCAGCCGGGAAGGAGCAAGGAAUUUAAGCGCCCUCAUCGAGAUGCUGAGUAUGGCCACCAGAUCGGGGAGCUGAACUUUUGGAUGCCGCUGACGGACUACUCCAUGACUGAGGCGACCUUGUGGGUGGAGAGCAGCCCCGGUGCAGAGGACUUCCAGCCGUUGGCCAUCAACCAUGGCAGCAUCGCGGUGUUCCACGGUACGCUCUGCAGGCACAAGGUGCCGGCGAACACCUCGCCAUUCACGAGAGUUUCUCUUGACUUCCGGAUCGGUGUUGGCGACUUCUUCGACAGAGACUGGCAGUUGAAUGGCGUGAAGCAUGUCCACGGUGUUUGGCCGGGGUCUCACAUCCAGUUGCGUCGCGAGCCGGCGCUGAAGAUCUGUGAUCCGGGCUGUGACGCCGCUGCGCUGUGCCGCGAGGGCGCAGCUUUGCGAGGCUAUGAGGGGCUUGUGCCAUGCCCCCCGGAUGCCGAAGCACCGGGACAAGCUUUGCCUCUGAGCCUCCGUGCUGGGGACUGUGUCAUACUGCAUCCACACACGGCCCAUGCAGCGGCGCCCAGAUACACGCCCAGCGGUAUUCGGAUCAUGGUCUACUUCCGGCUGCGGGCAAAAGUGGUGCCGCAACGGGAGCCAGCAGAUGAAUCCCGAGAAACCUGUCGGGAGGUGUUCUUCGACUUGCCUGGUGUGGCCUCUGCUCUCGGCGAAGAGAGCUGGUCAGACUUCCUGGCUGAUGGUGGCGGGACGCGAGACAAAAUGGCGAAGUCCGCUUUGCUGGCACACGCUGAUUUCUGCGAGCUUACGGCCCUGUUGCUGCAGCAGGAGAAUAACAGGAAUUUGCAGGCCCAAGUGCAGCAGUUGAUCGACCACGGUGCCAGCGCUCGGUUGCCGGAGUGCUUCCCAAGACAGGUGUUUGCCAGCCUCCAUCUUGGGCAGGAGGCUCCUGACAAUAAUGGCAAUUGGCCAAAGCAUCUGCCAAUUCUUCAUAACUCGGCUGGCAUGGUGCGUGUGAUUUGCCUGCGUGCCAUGUACCAGCUUAGUACUGCGAGGAUGCUGCUGAUUAGCAUGGCCACCUAUGUACUACUGCUGCACCCAGGCGAGUCGGAGGAGAUAAAGGAAGAUCCUUCCCUGCAGGCCGGCUUCAAGACGGAUCUCGUCUCCGAGCCUUGCUGCAGCCGACUUUGUGGAUCGCUCGCCUGCAAUGAUUCCCAGCAACUGUUGGAUCCAGUAGCUCAGAAGCCCUUCGGAACCGAUGCUGCAUCUCUGGUGUGCAGCCAAGAUGGCUGCUCGGAGAAUGCUCGAGAGAUUUGCCUGGCUCUGUCUGGAUCGCCAGAACCUCGCCAGGAGCUUUCCGAAGCACAACGCUACGCACUGGCACUGGAAGAUGGUGCCGUGGAGCUUCACACGCAAAAUGCCCAUGGUUUGAUGCCUGCCAGACUGUACGUUCCUGUGAAUUUACGGCAGCUUGCGUACGACUGGUCUGCCCCCAGCUCCUCACAACCCGCCAUCUCCGAUGCCGAGAUGGCGGAGCUGCGCGACUGUCUCACCACUUUCGUUGAAGCGAUGCUCCGCGGCGUGAUUGUACAACUGACAAUUGAGGGGAAUGAGACGGGCGAAGGGUGCAAUCUUGUGGCAGUGGUGGCUCUGCCCUCGUCCCUGGAAGAUCUGAUCAUCACCACGGGAGGUCUGGAGCAAAGCAUUCGGCUUAGUUGCAUUCGUUGGGUGCGGCCCCUCGACAAGGGUCGAAGGAGUGCAAGCUGGCUUUGGGCAAACGAGAGGAGAAAGAUGGUGCACGUGAGCCUAGCAGGAGGUUGUUUCCUGCGCUUUCGAUUCGAUCAGGAGGACCAGGCGGCUUUCUUUGGCACUUGCAUGCGACUGCUUGCCAAGGCGUCGUAUGCCGACUCCCUGAUCGACUGA